This is a messenger RNA of Loxodonta africana (African savanna elephant), 2922 nucleotides long. It is a transcript of the gene RTF1, whose product is annotated as RTF1 homolog, Paf1/RNA polymerase II complex component. The coding region runs from base 1 to 2133 and encodes 710 amino acids. NCBI's taxonomy places the organism in Eukaryota, Metazoa, Chordata, Mammalia, Proboscidea, Elephantidae. The record is from RefSeq and is a predicted model, not a curated record. The transcript is spliced from 18 exons. Gene Ontology annotation, cellular component: Cdc73/Paf1 complex. Gene Ontology annotation, molecular function: DNA binding; RNA polymerase II C-terminal domain phosphoserine binding.
AUGCGCGGUCGCCUUUGUGUAGGUCGAGCGGCGACGGCGGCGGCGGCAGUGGCGGUCCCACUGGCAGGCGGGCUAGAGGGGAGUCCGGGCGGCGUCCGGCGUGAGAGCCGGGGGACCACCAUGGUAAAGAAGCGGAAAGGUCGGGUAGUGAUCGACUCGGACACGGAGGACAGCGGCAGCGACGAGAACCUGGAUCAGGAGCUCUUGUCCCUGGCAAAACGGAAGCGCAGUGACUCUGAGGAGAAGGAACCACCCGUGAGUCAGCCUGCAGCCUCCUCAGACUCCGAGACAUCUGACAGUGAUGAUGAGUGGACUUUUGGGAGCAAUAAAAAUAAGAAGAAAGGAAAAGCCAGAAAAAUAGACAAGAAAGGAACCACGAAGAAACAGGCCAACAAAACUGCUUCCUCAGGCAGUUCGGACAAGGACAGUUCAGCUGAGAGCUCAGCCCCUGAGGAAGGUGAAGUGUCAGAUUCUGACAGCAACAGCUCCUCCUCCAGCUCAGAUUCCGACUCGUCCUCAGAAGAUGAGGAGUUCCAUGAUGGCUAUGGAGAGGACCUCAUGGGGGAUGAGGAAGACAGGGCCCGUCUGGAACAGAUGACAGAGAAGGAGAGAGAGCAGGAGCUGUUCAACCGCAUAGAGAAAAGGGAGGUGUUGAAGAGAAGAUUUGAAAUCAAGAAAAAACUAAAAACAGCCAAAAAGAAAGAAAAGAAGGAAAAAAAGAAAAAGCAAGAAGAAGAACAGGAAAAGAAAAAGCUAACCCAGAUUCAGGAAUCUCAGGUAACAUCCCACAACAAGGAACGGCGUUCCAAACGGGAUGAGAAACUAGAUAAGAAAUCUCAAGCCAUGGAGGAGCUGAAAGCAGAACGAGAAAAACGGAAGAACAGAACAGCUGAGCUCCUCGCCAAAAAACAGCCAUUAAAAACCAGUGAGGUGUACUCUGAUGAUGAAGAGGAGGAAGAGGAUGAUAAGUCCAGUGAAAAGUCAGACCGCUCAUCCCGAACGUCAUCAUCUGAUGAAGAAGAAGAGAAAGAAGAAAUCCCCCCAAAAUCACAACCAGUCUCUUUACCUGAAGAAUUAAAUCGGGUUCGGUUAUCACGGCAUAAGCUGGAACGGUGGUGUCACAUGCCCUUCUUUGCUAAAACCGUCACAGGAUGUUUUGUACGAAUCGGCAUUGGAAACCACAACAGCAAACCAGUUUACCGGGUAGCUGAGAUCACAGGUGUUGUGGAAACUGCCAAAGUUUACCAGCUGGGUGGCACCAGGACAAACAAAGGGCUACAGCUACGCCAUGGCAACGACCAACGAGUGUUUCGCCUAGAGUUCGUCUCAAACCAAGAAUUUACUGAAAGCGAAUUUAUGAAGUGGAAAGAAGCGAUGUUCUCCGCUGGCAUGCAGUUGCCCACUCUAGAUGAAAUCAAUAAGAAGGAAUUUUCUAUUAAAGAAGCUCUUAAUUAUAAAUUCAAUGAUCAGGACAUUGAAGAGAUUGUAAAAGAGAAAGAAAGAUUCAGAAAAGCUCCACCGAACUAUGCUAUGAAGAAGACUCAGCUGCUAAAGGAAAAGGCCAUGGCUGAGGACCUGGGGGAUCAAGACAAGGCCAAACAAAUUCAGGACCAGCUGAACGAGCUGGAAGAGCGGGCAGAGGCCCUGGACCGCCAGCGGACCAAGAACAUAUCUGCCAUCAGUUACAUCAACCAGCGGAACCGGGAGUGGAACAUCGUGGAGUCUGAGAAGGCCCUUGUGGCUGAAAGUCACAACAUGAAAAACCAACAGAUGGAUCCCUUUACCAGGCGGCAGUGUAAACCUACCAUCGUUUCUAACUCCAGAGACCCGGCUGUUCAAGCUGCUAUUUUGGCCCAGCUGAAUGCAAAGUACGGCUCUGGAGUGUUACCAGAUGCCCCAAAGGAAAUGAGCAAGGGUCAGGGAAAGGAGAAAGAUUUGAAUUCUAAGUCAGCGAGUGACCUCUCAGAAGACCUGUUCAAAGUACAUGAUUUCGACGUGAAGAUUGAUUUACAAGUUCCCAGCUCAGAGUCAAAGGCUUUGGCCAUCACCUCCAAGGCUCCGCCAGCCAAGGAUGGGGCUCCAAGGAGAUCUCUAAAUUUGGAAGACUACAAAAAACGACGGGGGCUCAUUUGAGCGCACCCAGCCUGCUGCUUCUGACCCUGCAUGCCCGUCACCGUGGCCCUCCCACCGUUCCUCCUUCCCUCUGAUUCGCCCUCUUGGGCCGAAGCAGCAGUAGAACUGGGAAGAGACUCUAAGCUGCCAGUCACCUGUAAUAUAAACCAUUUGCUGUAUAGAUCUCCCUUGUCUGCACCACCUCCCACCAAACCCCUGGGCCCACCCGGUGUGGAUCGGGGCUCCUGGGCUCUCUUGGGCUUUCUCCAUGUCUUUAGAUUUGUGUUUGCCCUUUUUUUUUUUUUUUUUUUUUAAACCAGCACAGUCCAUUGGCCACUCUGCACGCGUUCAGUAUUACCGUGGAGCUGGGUUUCUUGCUGGAGCACUCAGUGGCGACAGCUGCAGCACUGGGCAGUCUCCUCUGUGGACGGCCUCGGACCCAACCACUGAGCACUGGCCCCUGGCCCUUGUGGAGGGAGCAGGCCAGCGCCCACAGUCCUUCGGCCUCUUUCCUCUGCAUCUUUCUCUUCUUCCCAUCUCUGGAAGAGGGGUUUUCAAAACCAAUUUAGUUUCCAAAAGUGUACAUUUCGGGGGGAGGGGGUCUACUUGAGAGAGUGUAUGUGUAUAUGUGUGUGUGUGUGUGUGUGUGUGUGUAUGUAUGUGUGUGGAUUUUUUUAUCAUUUUUAAAAAAUGCAGUAUCUUUGUAUCAGUCCGUCACGGGUCUGUAGCUGUCUCAGAUUUUUGUCAGCUGUACUUGGGCAUCUGAAACUGCAAGAAAGAAACUCAUUAAAUGUGAUCCUUCUCACUAAA